AUGAAGUUUUUUGGGUUUGUUGUCUUGACGGGCUUGACCGUGCUAGAAGUUCUAGCUGCACCUCCUUUUCAUGCAUCGCAAGGUGCUGGCUCUCAGAAGUCGAAACGUAGCAUCCCGGAUACGCAUGUUCAACAUGAGAAGCGAACGACAGUGCAGGCGAGGUCCUGGACGCUUGUCCAAAGGGCCGUUCCCGAUGCCAUCCUACCCAUGCGCAUAGGCUUGAAGCAGAAGAAUCUUCAAUCUGGACAUGAUCUAUUAAUGGAAAUAUCGAACCCCGAAUCCAAGAACUAUGGCAAACACCUGUCUGCAGAAGAGGUCAUUAAGCUGUUCGAGCCGGCGGAAUCAAGCGUUAAAACCGUGAAAGAUUGGCUUGUCGAAGCGGGCAUUCCCUCGCAUACCAUCUCGCAGUCUAGCAACAAGCAAUGGAUUCAAUUCGAUGCUCCCGUCAAAGAGGUAGAGGACGUCUUGAUGACAGACUACCAUGUUUGGGAACACAUAGACACAGGUGUCAAGAACAUCGCCUGUGAGGAAUACCACGUACCCAAGGAAGUAAAAGAACACAUUGACUACAUCACCCCCGGCAUAAAACUGAUGGGCUACGGAAAUACGCAAGACCCCCCGUCGAAGAAAAGGGGGUUAGGGUCCCGCCCUCGCUUUGGCCAACCGGUUACCGAGAGCGAACUAGGAAACCUGAAGAGCGAGAGAAGCAGAAAUAAGCAACCGCUACCAAAAAGAACCAUCGGCGUCAACGUUGAGGGCCCGCUGCGCUUUGCGAGCCCUGUGGAGCCAGACGGCGUGCUAGAGAGCGGGAACUUUACGCUGCCGGGAGGUUGUGACGAGUACAUAACCCCGGAUUGCAUCAGGGAGCUGUACGGUAUUCCGAGGGGAACCAAGAAGCACCCUGAUAAUAGGAUGGGGAUCUUCCAGUCGCUCGGACAGCACUACACCCAGUUCGACCUCGAUAACUUUUUCUGGAGCUUUACGAGCGAAAUCCCCAACGGCACGCACCCCGAACUCUUCUCCGUCGACGGCGGCGAAGGGCCCGCAACGAACCUCAACGGCGCUGGCUCGGAGGCAAACCUCGACUUCCAGAUGGCGUAUGGGCUGAUCUGGCCGCAGGAGCCCGUGCUCUUCCAGGUCGACGACGAGUACUACCAGAACCUGUACAGCAUGAACCCUGAGGCGUACACGGGGUUUUUCAACAACCUCUGGAACGCCAUCGACGGCUCCUACUGCACAUUCUCCGCCUUCAACGAAACCGGCAACUGCGCGCGCCCCGCGUGCCGCGACCCCGUGUACCCCAACCCGCACGACCGCGCCGGCUACAGCGGGCCCCUCAUGUGCGGCGCGUACCCCGCCCCCCACGUCCUCUCCAUCUCCUACUCCGGCUCCGAAGCCGACCUCCCCCCCUCCUACCAGCAGCGCCAGUGCGCCGAGAUCAUGAAACUGGGCCUGCAGGGCACCACCGUCGUCAUCUCGUCGGGCGACGACGGCGUGGGCGGCUUCCCCACCCAGGCGGCGCCGACGGGGUGCCUGGGCAAGGCCGGCGACGUGUUCAACCCGCAGUUCCUCGCGACGUGCCCGUACAUCCUGGCCGUUGGCGCGACGGUGCUGCAGGCGAACGCGACGCCCGGCGUCACCCCCGAGGAGGCGACCGAUCGCUUCAGCUCCGGGGGCGGGUUCUCGAAUAUCUACGCUGCUCCCGAGUGGCAGCGCGACGCUGUGGGAGCGUAUCUGGGCAAGGCGAACUUGACGUUCGAGGGGUACGAGGGCGGGGGUGGGAACUACAGUUUUGUGGAGGAGGGGAGGGGGAGGUUCAAUGUUAGGGGCAGGGCGUACCCGGAUGUCGCGGCGAACGGGGACCACUUUGUGAUUUCGAGCGGGGGCGAGCUGCUCAGGAUUGGGGGGACGUCGGCGUCGGCGCCGCUGUGGGGGGCGCUGAUUACGUUGGUGAAUGAGGAGAGGUUGGCUGUGGGUAAGGGGCCGGUGGGGUUUGUGCAGCCGGUCUUGUACUCGCACCCCGAGGUCUUCAAGGACGUUACCAAGGGGGAUAACCAGGCGUGCAAGACGAUGGGGUUCCCGGCUAUCAAGGGUUGGGAUCCUGUUACGGGCUUGGGUGUACCGGAUUAUCCUAAGCUUUUGGAGCUUUUCAUGAGCUUGCCGUAGGAAUUCCUAUGAGAGGGGAG
Messenger RNA from Hypoxylon fragiforme, 2186 nucleotides. Its product is annotated as subtilisin-like protein. NCBI's taxonomy places the organism in Eukaryota, Fungi, Ascomycota, Sordariomycetes, Xylariales, Hypoxylaceae. Gene Ontology annotation, biological process: proteolysis. The coding region runs from base 1 to 2166 and encodes 721 amino acids. Gene Ontology annotation, molecular function: serine-type endopeptidase activity; tripeptidyl-peptidase activity. The record is from RefSeq and is a predicted model, not a curated record. The transcript has 9 exons.